UUCAAACAAUUUCAUAAAUCUUCAAUAUUUGAAAAUAAAAUGUCGUUAUAGUUCAUUGAAAUGCCAGCAGAGGGAGCUAGUUAGACAGGAUGAUGUCUGUGUGCUUUUACUCCAGGAAUAAAUAUUGACACUAUUUAAAUGUUAAUACUACUAUAAUGCAGUUAAGUUAUAUUCAAUAUUUAGACGCUCUCCUUGCAUGCUUCUGGUCAUCUGAUAAGGUAUGGUCAAUGAUUAGUUAGGUGUGUGGGAAAUAUAUAGAUGAAUAAUUAAGAAAUGGCAAACAAGAUUUAUACAGUAUGAAUUAAAAAGUAUUCAGUGGUAAGGUGUACAUUAUAGCAGGUUUACAAUGAUAUAUCUAACUCAACUGGUAGAGCAUGUGGUAUCAAUACACUUUUACCUUCUGUAUUUACAGAGAACAAAUGACCUUAGAUGUACACAUAUUAGGAAACUGAGUAUUCCAGAAAUGUGUAUUUCAAAAUGUAAAUGUACCUAGAUUAAGAACGUAUGAAAAGAGUACAAAACUUGUAAUGUAGCUUAUCGAUUUUGUUUGUGCAUACAUAUCUUCCGUGCAUCGCAAGCAUGCUCACUGACGUAAAACAUUUUUCCACUGAGCCAGAAAAGAGGGGGUUUAUUAGAGGUAUUAAAUAUAACCAUGAUCAUAUAAUAUCAUUCAUUAAUUCCUUUUAUGCCUCAUUCUACUUAAUAGCUCUGUAAAAAGCUUAUUUAGAUCUAAUCCACAUAACUCAUUCUGUUUAUUAAAAAUAUUUUGAGGCUUAUAAAUGCAACAGUCUCUUGAUUGCACAGAACGGUGAAACAUCCUUGGUCACAAUGCAACUGUUUAUUUCACUACAGCCACUCACGUAAUUACUACAUAUUCCAGCGACUCUUACAUAAACGUCGAGAGCAGCUCUGUGAUUGGCUGAGGAGAGUGUCAAUCAAAGCCCUUUCUUCCAAUAGACUCGUUACUCGCUCUCAAACUAUGGCGGCCAUGUUGUAUCCGCGGGGGACUGGAGGCUGUUCGGAACCGAGUCUGUCUUCAGUCGGGAGUAUACGGUGGGGCUCUCGGGCUUGAACUCGUCUGGGUUUUACACCAUUUCAGAUCUACACUCCUCGCCAUGAGCCGUCCGUCCUCUGCGGGUGGCGCGGCCGGAGGACUCGGAGCUGGUAAAGCAGGAGGAAGUAAGCAUGGAGGUUCUGGAGGAACAACCGCCUCUGCUGCCGCUGCAGCCGCCGCCGCCGCCGCUGCCGCCGCCGCAGCAGCAGCGGCAGCCGCCGCGGGAGUAUCCGGCUCUGUCGCGGGCUCUGGUACGGUCCCCGCAGCCGCUGUAGCCCUUCCAGCCGCUGCCCUACCGGGGCAGUCAGCCGAACUGACAGCGCUGUUUGAGUGCCCGGUGUGUUUCGACUACGUGCUGCCCCCGAUCUUGCAGUGCCAGGCUGGGCAUCUGGUGUGUAACCAGUGUCGGCAAAAGCUCAGCUGUUGUCCAACUUGUCGCGGCCCUCUCACGCCGAGCAUAAGGAACUUGGCAAUGGAAAAAGUUGCAUCUACUCUGCCGUUUCCGUGUAAGUAUGCCUCAGCUGGAUGUCUGCUGUCUCUCCACCACAGCGAGAAGCCCGAGCACGAAGAAGUCUGUGAGUUCCGGCCCUACACCUGCCCAUGCCCGGGGGCUUCCUGUAAAUGGCAGGGCUCCCUGGAAGCCGUCAUGCCACAUCUUAUGCAUGCCCAUAAAUCCAUUACCACUUUACAAGGCGAGGACAUUGUCUUUCUGGCCACGGAUAUUAAUCUACCGGGGGCUGUGGACUGGGUCAUGAUGCAAUCAUGUUUCGGCCACCACUUCAUGCUGGUUCUAGAGAAGCAGGAGAAAUACGAGGGACACCAGCAGUUCUUUGCCAUCGUGCUGCUCAUUGGCACGCGAAAGCAAGCGGAGAACUUUGCCUACCGCCUCGAGUUGAACGGCAACCGUAGGCGGCUCACAUGGGAGGCCACGCCGCGCUCGAUCCACGAUGGUGUAGCAGCAGCCAUCAUGAACAGUGACUGUCUUGUGUUUGAUACCUCUAUUGCCCACCUGUUUGCAGACAAUGGCAACCUGGGUAUCAACGUGACCAUCUCCAUGUGCUGAGGUGGAAGCGUAAAGAUUUAUCCAGUGACCCAAACCUUGGACAACCUCUGCGCCCUAUCAGACUGCAGGUUCUGAAGGCAAUGGUUGGGAGAUGUAUACAUUUGUGUAUAUUUCGGUUCAAGAGUCAUCUGCUAAAACAACGCACACUUUCCAGAUUCACUAGUAGGUUAGUUUGCUAGGUAGGAUGGUAAGAGUCCUUCUCGAGAUGCGUGCAAGUGCAAGCAGUCCGUUGAAGGCAUUGGUGCAAUUGAGAAUUUCUUCUGCACACCCUAAGGAUACAAACAUCUCAACUUUCUGAUUACACCUUCAGUAGAAGUUGAGGUGUGGACGAUCACAAUCACAGAAUUAAAAUGCUAACUUGGGAAGAGUCUAGGCAUGAAGGUGUAACAUUUGCCUCAGAAGCUUAUAAAACCUAUGUUGUACAAAACUGCACUGACUACUUUGGUUUUCGUCUUUGGAUAUUGAGUGAAACCAUGGAAAUUGUACAUGGCAAUGUAAAUGGUAAUCCUCUGAAUUUUAUGGUUGUAUAUUGGCUUGAUAAAACAAUGCCCAUGGUGGAAAUGCGGUGUGCAUGGUGGAAAUAAAACUCACUUGCAAAAAUGGCAUAGCCACCAUGUUUUUAAGGCAAGAAUCUGACCUCUUUACUAUGUUUUUUUCCUUCCUUCCUUCCUUUUCUUUUUUUAAAUACCAUAUCUGUCUUCAAUGUUUCAUGAAAUAAUGAGGACAAUACUUAGUUUAGUUUAUGGUCCGUAUCCAUAGGAGAGAACUGGUUUGUGAUCAACACAGAUACAAGCUCCAUAAAAUGACAGAACUACAGCCAACCAUUUCAAGUUUUGUUACCUAUGAUCUAAUGCCACAAAUAUAUUUGUAUAUGAUUUUUUUUUUUUUUUUUUUUUUUUUUUUUUUUUUUUUUUUUUUUUUUUUUUUUUUUAAAGGGAGAGCUGGCCUAUAAAUUUUUCAUUCAUGGAGCACCAAAGGAGAAGUUAAAUAGAAUAUCUCAGCUGUUCGCUUUCAGUAGUGUAUUUUGAUGGGCCUGAGGCUUGUCAAGCUCCAAAAACCCCAUAAAUGCAGACCAUACAACCUGUGCUCUAUAUUGCAAGUCUUCUGAAGCCAUAUGAUAGCUUUAUUAGAGUCAAAGACAGAAGUUUAAGGCUUUUAUUUAAAAUAACUAAUUGUAAAAAAAAAAAAAAAAAAAAAAAAAAAAAAGAGCAGCUCACACAUUUUACUAGAUGAUGACUCCUAUACAGGUUUCAACAACACAAGGUGAGGAAAUGACAGAAUUUGAAUUUGUUAAUGAACUAUUUCUUUUAUAUAGGUGUCCCCACCUUUGCUUUUUAGCGUACUUUGUCUUGUCAACAGUGACUGUAUGUAAAAGAUUUAGCCUGCGCACAAACAACAAUCUGUUAUUUUCUCGUUGAUAAAGUGUCCGCAUUUAACUGGUUUUGUUGUCUUUGUACUUUUUCUUACUUUAUAUUUGAGGAUAUCUUAAAGAAAAGCUUUUGUAAAAAAUAUAAACAACUUUAGUUUUGUUGGUAUUUGUUGUUGCUGUUACGUCUUUUACGAAAUGAUCGUUUAGUCUAGCUUUGUUUACUCUAUUUAAAACCCGGUAAAAUCUGAGCAAUUUCUCACUCUCCUCUUUGGUCAAUGAACCCACAAUGCCUUACUUGUAUACAAGCUCAGUCUUAUAGAGUCUGCCGCCUUCUAGGACUCCGUGUCAAGUUCAGGUCACUAUCCUCCGAACCUCCAGUGUCUUGAAAGAGACUUCAAUUUUACAAAGUGGCAUUAUGUGUGGGAAGGACAUGGCACGUCAUUCUACUUUGCCCCCAAAAACUGCUGCAGUAGCCGUUUCACUUACACUGUUCAAGUACGGACCCCGGCCUCUUUUCAAAUACCUCUGAUGACUUUGGAGACAUCUGUGCAGGAAGAGCAUUGAUAUGCCUGAAUGUGGGUGGUUCUGUGAAGAGAUCUCAAGUUUGAUGCACAACUAAUGCCCUCAGUUCUUCUUUAUCUGUCUGCUGUUUUACUCCUCCUGAAAAAUAAUUUAAAAAUGUAAAUUAAAUGUUUUAUAAAUCC
Molecule: messenger RNA, 4190 nt
Organism: Puntigrus tetrazona (Sumatra barb)
Lineage: Eukaryota; Metazoa; Chordata; Actinopteri; Cypriniformes; Cyprinidae
Gene: siah2l
Product: seven in absentia homolog 2 (Drosophila)-like
Exons: 2
Coding region: 1116-2117 (333 amino acids)
Biological process (GO): proteasome-mediated ubiquitin-dependent protein catabolic process; multicellular organism development
Cellular component (GO): cytoplasm
Molecular function (GO): ubiquitin conjugating enzyme binding; zinc ion binding; ubiquitin protein ligase activity
Source: RefSeq, a predicted model, not a curated record